Molecule: messenger RNA, 345 nt
Organism: Alternaria ethzedia
Lineage: Eukaryota; Fungi; Ascomycota; Dothideomycetes; Pleosporales; Pleosporaceae
Exons: 3
Coding region: 1-345 (114 amino acids)
Source: RefSeq, a predicted model, not a curated record
AUGUCGCCUCUCUCUGUUCCUAAAAUUUUCAUGGCUGGCGGCGCCGUCGGCUUCGGCUACUACCUCUUCAUGCGCCAAUACUGGUUCCCCAACCCGUACAAGACACAGGGCGUCCAGAACAUUGAGGAUCGCUUCUCAGCUGGUGGAGGCCACCCUACGCACACACCUGCUGGAGGAACCCAGCGCGGUACGGGCUCUGCGUCCGCAAACGAAGGAAGGCACGACGGCCCGAGCAAGGGCCCAGACUCGGAGCACUUCAAGAAGAACAUCAGCGACCAGCAGAGUGAGCCUGUCUGGCCGAGCAAAUUCAACGAGAUACAAUACAACAACCCCAAGGGCAAAUAA